Acanthocheilonema viteae is the source of this 858-nucleotide messenger RNA. Lineage: Eukaryota; Metazoa; Nematoda; Chromadorea; Rhabditida; Onchocercidae. The record is from the annotation of a GenBank genome assembly.
AUGUCACUUCGGCAUCGGGCGGCAAAUAGCCCACGACCUAAACGCUUAUCUUCGACAAAUGAGCCUGUUAUUAAGCUCGAACUUGGUAUCUGUGGUUGGAUAUUGAUAAUAUUUGCAUAUUUUAUUGUCUUCCUAACGCUGCCCUUUUCUGCAUGCGCUUGUAUUAAGGUCGUACAAGAAUAUGAACGGGUAGUGAUAUUUCGAUUGGGAAGGUUGAUGACCGCUAGAGCUCGCGGGCCUGGCUUGUUUUUUAUUUUGCCAUGCAUUGAUUCCUACAGGAAAGUGGAUUUACGUGUCGUAUCCUUUGAUGUACCACCGCAAGAGAUUUUAUCGCGUGAUUCAGUCACAGUGGCUGUAGAUGCAGUGAUAUAUUUUCGUAUUUCGAAUGCAACUGUAUCUGUAACGAAUGUUGAAGAUGCCAGUCAUUCGACGAAGCUAUUAGCGCAAACAACGCUUAGGAACAUCCUAGGGACAAAGACGCUGGCUGAAAUGCUCAGCGAUCGAGAAGCUAUCUCAAUGCAAAUGCAAAAUACUCUGGACGAAGCAACCGAUCCAUGGGGUGUGCGAGUGGAACGAGUGGAAGUGAAAGAUGUUCGUCUACCUGUACAGUUACAACGUGUCAUGGCCGCUGAAGCUGAAGCUGCACGUGAAGCACGUGCUAAGGUAGUAGCUGCAGAGGGUGAGAAGAAAGCUUCUACAUCUCUUAAUGAGGCUGCAAAUAUGAUCGCCGAAUCGCCAUGCGCAAUUCAGCUGCGGUAUCUUCAAACCCUCAAUUCUAUCAGUGCCGAGAAGAAUUCAACAGUAAUAUUUCCAUUUCCGAUAGAACUUAUUCGGUUAUUUAUCCCGCAAAGUUCAUAA